AUGGUUCAGACAGUGGACUUAGUUCAGGCAGUCGACAUGGUUCAGACAGCCGACAUGGUUCAGACAGCCGACAUAGUUCAGACAGCCGACAUAGUUCAAACAGUCGAUAUAGUUCAGACAGCCGACAUAGUUCAGACAGCCGACAUAGUUCAGACAGCCGACAUAGUUCAGACAGUCGAUAUAGUUCAGACAGCCGACAUAGUUCAAACAGCCGACACAGUUCAGACAGUCAACAUGGUUCAGACAGUGGACAUAGUUCAGGCAGUCGACAUGGUUCAGACAGUGGACAUAGUUCAGGCAGUCGACAUGGUUCAGACAGUGGACAUAGUUCAGACAGCCGACAUGGUUCAGACAGCCGACAUAGUUCAGACAGUCGGCAUAGUUCAGACAGUCGAUAUAGUUCAGACAGCCGACAUAGUUCAGACAGCCGACACAGUUCAGACAGUCAACAUGGUUCAGACAGUGGACAUAGUUCAGGCAGUCGACAUGGUUCAGACAGUGGACAUAGUUCAGGCAGCUGACAUGGUUCAGACAGUCGACAUGGUUCAGACAGUGGACAAAGUCGAUAUAGUUCACGUCAAUCUAGGAUCACAAUGA
This is a messenger RNA of Haliotis rufescens (red abalone), 597 nucleotides long. RefSeq lists its product as uncharacterized. Bases 1 to 597 code for a protein of 198 amino acids. Lineage: Eukaryota; Metazoa; Mollusca; Gastropoda; Lepetellida; Haliotidae. The record is from RefSeq and is a predicted model, not a curated record. The transcript has a single exon.